Molecule: messenger RNA, 897 nt
Organism: Rodentolepis nana
Lineage: Eukaryota; Metazoa; Platyhelminthes; Cestoda; Cyclophyllidea; Hymenolepididae
Source: the annotation of a GenBank genome assembly
AUGGUCCAUACCGAAUAUAUUAAACACGAACGGGCUGCUGAAAGUUUAGAAUCUGUUCGAGUAUUUCUUGCUGAUUUGCGCGUCUUUGAAUGCCUUUUCGAUUUAGCAAGAGACCAGCAGCAGUUUAUCUACUCCUGGAUGCAAAACUUAUGGAUAUCCGAUAAUGAUGAGACUCCACCCUGGCAGUUGCAUGGAAUCUCUAAUCGUUUGGUUGCUAAUGUGCAAGAAGUCUUGCGUUCGAGCUUAGCCGAUGCCACGAAAUUUUUCUCAGCAAUUAAAGUGUCCUUAAAGGUGUCCAAAUUUCUCUUGGAUGCAUCCGAGUUUGUUUAUUGCUUUCGAGUUUCUCAGGCAACAUUCAAUUCAAUCCAAUCUUUUUCUCCGAAACAUCCCAAAUUGGAAUGCACCAGUAUUCGUUACCAAUAUGAAGCCCUUUGUCUAAUGCUCCAAUCGAUGAAUGCGUAUUCGAUGUACAUGGAGCCAGAGCACAGGCAGAUUUUUUACGUGACGGCUCCUGAGUUCCUUCAUCGAAUGAGUCGCUUGGCUCUGAUUCUGCAGGCGAUUGCAUCAUUCGAAACGGAUCCACAGACGAGGGACUCCAGACUCUUGAUCGCAAAAGAUUUGCACUUACUCUCCCUCGAUAUCUGUGAAAAGACAUUUGGCGUGUGGAAUGUUCUAACGGCCAAGCAUAUCCGCAAUCUUGGACGAAUCUUUCAGACUCUGAAGCGCAGUACCCUGGCGAAACCAUUGUAUCUGAAGGCGAUUUCGAUCAAAGAGCGCUUUUUGGGACCAAAUGAUUAUGAGGUGGGUAUCAGCAUUGCGCUUUUGGCCAAUCUCUACAAUUACCACAUGCGCGAGUAUAAAAAGGCUGAGGCGCUCUACCUACGAUCUGUUCAAAUA